Molecule: messenger RNA, 906 nt
Organism: Serendipita indica DSM 11827
Lineage: Eukaryota; Fungi; Basidiomycota; Agaricomycetes; Sebacinales; Serendipitaceae
Source: the annotation of a GenBank genome assembly
AUGGCAACUGAUGCAAAGGCAAAUAGACCGUUUCGACUGGCGUUGAUCCAGAUGGGAGGCGUCACAGCCGACAAAACCAGCAAUCUCGCGCAUGCAAGAGAUCUGAUUCACAAAGCCGUCAAUCCACAAAGCGGAGAAAAGCCAGGAGUCGUCGUUCUUCCUGAAUGCUUCAACUCACCAUACGGACACGUACACUUUCCAAAAUACGCAGAGAGUGUCGGAUUCAAAAAGGGAGAAACCUAUGAUGUCUCAAAUUCAAGCAGCGACAGUGUCAAGAUGCUGUCACAAGCUGCGAAAGACUGCGGGGUUUGGCUGAUAGGUGGAUCGAUCCCGGAAAAGGGGGAGGAUGGAAACCUCUAUAACACGGCCACGAUAUACAACCCUCGUGGAGAGUUGGUGGCUAUCCAUCGCAAGAUACACCUCUUCGAUAUUGAUAUACCUGGGAAGAUUACAUUCAAGGAGAGCACUACUCUCACUGGAGGCUCGGAGCUCACCCACGUCGACACCGAUUAUGGUCGCAUUGGAGUCGGCAUUUGUUAUGACGUGCGCUUCCCAGAGCUUGCAAUGAUUGCAGCACGAAAAGGGUGUAUAGCAAUGAUCUACCCUGGUGCAUUCAAUCUGACGACGGGUCCGCUGCACUGGGAGCUUCUCCAGCGAGCACGUGCCGUGGACAACCAAAUAUAUGUCUCAAUGUGCAGUCCUGCGCGUGAUAUGACUGCUGGAUAUCACGCCUGGGGUCAUUCGACAGUCGUCGAUCCAAUGGGUGCCGUCAUCGCAACUACGGAGCAUGACGAAGACAUUGUCUAUGCAGACAUUGAUCCUCAAAAGAUUGCCGAGACUCGGGCAGGAAUCCCGGUCACGACUCAACGACGAUUUGAUGUUUACAAAGACGUCGCAGAUUUCUGA